AUGGCUAAUCUUGCUAAUGGGGAAUGGCUGAAAAGGAAUCAAAAUUUACUAAUAACAGGUCCUACCGGAUGUGGAAAAACCUACCUGGCAUGCGCCAUUGGUAACCAUGCUUGUAGACAAGGAUUAUCGGUUAGUUACUAUAGAGCCCCUAGGUUAUUUGAGGCACUAACAAUUGCUCAUGCUAACGGCACCUAUCAAAGAUUAAUCAAAUCCAUUGCUAAAUCAAAGUUACUUAUUAUUGAUGACUGGGGACUAGAUCAGCUCUCAUCUUCUCACAGAACUGAUUUACUGGAAAUAAUGGAAGAUAGGCAUGGUUCGAGUUGUACGCUUGUUACAAGCCAAUUACCGACUAUACAAUGGCAUGAAUCUAUUGGUGAUCCAACAUUAGCAGAUGCCAUACUUGAUCGACUACUGCACAAUGCUCAUAAGUUGCCUUUAAAUG
Messenger RNA from Exaiptasia diaphana, 442 nucleotides. RefSeq names its product insertion sequence IS408 putative ATP-binding protein. The annotation marks the transcript as partial. Lineage: Eukaryota; Metazoa; Cnidaria; Anthozoa; Actiniaria; Aiptasiidae. Gene Ontology annotation, biological process: DNA strand elongation involved in DNA replication; DNA replication. The transcript has a single exon. The record is from RefSeq and is a predicted model, not a curated record. Gene Ontology annotation, molecular function: ATP hydrolysis activity; ATP binding.